This is a messenger RNA of Trichoplax adhaerens, 2463 nucleotides long. RefSeq lists its product as uncharacterized. The transcript has 13 exons. The record is from RefSeq and is a predicted model, not a curated record. Gene Ontology annotation, cellular component: nucleus. Gene Ontology annotation, biological process: mRNA processing; ubiquitin-dependent protein catabolic process; protein ubiquitination. NCBI's taxonomy places the organism in Eukaryota, Metazoa, Placozoa, Uniplacotomia, Trichoplacea, Trichoplacidae. Gene Ontology annotation, molecular function: nucleic acid binding; zinc ion binding; ubiquitin protein ligase activity. Bases 1 to 2463 code for a protein of 820 amino acids.
AUGCCUUGUAUUCAUUACAAAUUUCGUAAUGCUAAAGAGUAUGAUACGAUCACAUUUGAUACCUUACAAAUCACAUUAGCUGAUUUAAAAAAGGCUAUCAUGAAUCAAAAGAGAAUGGGAAAAUCGACGGAAUCCACUUUAGUAGUGACUAACGCUCAAACUGAAGAAGAAUAUAAAGAUGAGACAACCAUGAUACCUAAGAAUACUUCCGUUGUGGUUAAAAGAGUACCGAUGACUAAUCCUAGAGCUGCAUCGCGAUCAGAAAAGAGCGGCUUACCUGGCGUAAUAGAUCAUGUAGCAAUAACUGUUUUCUCUCCUGUAUUGGUACAACGUAUGGAAAAUUCGUCAGAUCGCAGUGCACCGAAAAAGAUUGCAGAUCCACUAAAUUCACCUGAUACAGAAAUGGAGAAAAUUAAGGACAUGAUGAAACAAUCAAGUGAAGUAUACAACGCUACUCAACAUUCACAACGGAGUACCAUGCGCAGUAAUCGUGAUUUACCGCCGAAUUACUUAUGUUAUCGAUGUGGUCAACCGGGCCAUCAUAUUUCAAAGUGUCCAACUAAUGGGGACUCUCGAUACGACGUGAACAGAUUGAAAAGACCCACUGGAAUCCCCAAAAGUUUCUUACAAGUUGUAGACAAAUCUGACGGAGUUACAGUUAUGACAUCUGCUGGACAAUUUGCCAUUUCUUCAUCAUCAGAGAAAGUUGCAUCUAAAAACGAGUGGGAUGGCAAACCUGUCGUACAGGUUAGGCGUGAGGUUAAUAAGAAAGAAGUCCCUCCAGAAUUGUUAUGUGAUUCGAAGCCACUAUCGAAUAGUAAGCAACAGUCCGAGACAGCACAUAGAAAUGAUACAGUGGCUUCUGGUGAUCGUAUAAAGUCGUUUGGGAAACCGAUUUCAACUAAAGUUAAAGGACGUACGAAUGCGGUCGCCGAUGUAGCCGCUAAGAGCGAGAAAGUAAAACGUCAACAAGAGCCUUGUCGCACAUUCCUUCAAACUGAGCCUCGAAGGUCUACUCCGAUACCAGAUCCUCCUCAAAAUCCACCUAUUAUGACGAUAAUAAACGAUCCAACAUUCGAACGAAUUCCCAAUAUGGGGUCACACUUGCGGUUUCCGAGACCUCCGCCAGUUAGUGCACCGAAUGUAUAUGGGGGAAUUCAACAUACAUUUAAUGUAGCACCUCAGGAAAUUUUCCCAUCGAACGCCCCGCAAUCUUAUGUUCCACGUCCUCCCAUUCAAUUAGUACGUCAGAAUAUUCUGCAGCCCAUGGAAUUUAAUCAUCCGACACCACCGCCGCCAUUCUUAAAUAAACUUCCUAUGAUUACUCCCGAAGCUACGAUGAUGAACAUGCAAGUACCUCCUCCUAUCUUCAACCCUUCACCGAUGCCGAACGUUCCUAUGUCUCAACCUAAUAUAUCAACUGGCUUUGAACAGUUCACACCUAUGAUAAAUGAGAAUACUAUUUCUCAUGAUGAUUAUUCUAGAAAAAAUUUUCGUGAUGCAGAAGGUUCACGAAAAUAUUCGAGAAAGAGAGAACGAAAGAAUAGAUCUUUCAGUAGAUCAAUUUCUCGGUCACCUAGUGCUCAAAAGCGCCGAAAGCGUGAUUCUAGUAGAGAUUCUUACAGUUCUAGUAGAUCUUCUGAAUCUCAUCGAAGGCGCCGUAGAUCAAGAUCUAACUCUAGGUCUCGUCAACGUUUUAAAAAUCGGUUGUCACCUCGUCGUGGAAAACGUACUUCGAAUAAGAGUUCCCGCGAAACGCAUAGUCCUCGUCGUGUAAUUAGAAAGAGUCAUUCAUCGGGGUCCAAUUUAAAGUCUAGACAUGAAAGCAGGACGAGAAAACCAGAUUCCGAUCGACACAAACGGCUUCGUAGUCCUAUCCCAAUAAGGAAUCGCAGCGAAGAUCUACGUUCUCGUAUUGAGAAAAAAUCUCUUAAAUCUAGUUCUCAAUCAAAGAAGGGAGAAAAAAUAGUCAAUAAAAAGGAUUCCAAAGAAAAGAAAAAAACGAAAUCUAGGUCUAAGGUAGAAAAACCAAAUCGAAAAAGUUCUAAUAAAGUUCAUAAGAAAAAGAAAAGGAAGCAUAAACAUAGAAAAGAAUCAAGUAUGUCUCCAGUCAUUGCCCCUGAUUCGACAGCUGCAUUAUCAGGUGAUGAACAGUCUGAAGGUUCUAUGAACUCGGCCAAAGUUAGUAAUACAUCACCAACAGUUGGUCUAGAAUCGGUCCAUGAGACGGAAAGUGAUUCGACCAUCAAACCACCUAAGAUUGAACUUAUAACUUUCGAUGAGAAUGUAGUCAUUGAUUCUCAUAAAUUGAAUGAGACAACUACUGUCCCGGAUUUGACCGAUAAAAGUAAAUGUCAAGUAGAAGAGAAACAGUCUUCAACCUCCAUCAUUAAAACUGAAAACUCAAUACCCACAAUAACAACAAAACGACCCCGGCUUAUCAGGAGAAAAGAUUUCAGGUGA